Zootoca vivipara (common lizard) is the source of this 1289-nucleotide messenger RNA. Lineage: Eukaryota; Metazoa; Chordata; Lepidosauria; Squamata; Lacertidae. The record is from RefSeq and is a predicted model, not a curated record.
CCACUUGCUUUUUCUCUUCACAUUUUCCUGGAAGUGAGAGCGUUCUCCGCAGAGAAAGUUUCUUGGGAUGAAACGCAACUCGCAUGGACGCACCUGGAGACAGCCUGAGCCCCUUUCAAUGCCAAAGUCCGAGAAGAGCAAAGGCCCACCUCGGCCAGCUCCAGCUUGAUAUGCAGAGAACCCUACAGCUUCUCUCUGCAGGGAACCGCCUUGCUUCCCCUCAAUCUCCGGGGUGGGAGGGAGCAAGGAAGUGGGGGAGGAGAGGAAAAAACACCCCAAAUCGAAAGCUACUCGGCUCACUUCCUCUCCCUCGCGACGAGCUGGCGGCGGAGGCUCCUGCCUGGAAGUUGCCAUUCUACAGCCAUUCUACAGCCACCUCUCAUCUCAACUAAGCCACACACUCUUGAUCUGCCAUGGCUUCAGCCCCACCAUCCAUAGAUGUGGACCAAGAAGUCUUGUGCCCCAUCUGCAAAGACUACCUGACAGGACCAGUGACACUGGACUGCGGCCACAACUUCUGCCAGGGCUGCGUCACCAAGUAUUGUGACACAUGGGAACCAAUGCAGGUGGGAGAUUUGGAGUGUCCCGUCUGCAGAGUUCGGAUCCAGAAAGGGGAUUUCCGCCGCAAUUUCCAGCUGGCAAACAUAGUUGAAAAAAUUAAACUCUUGGCACUAAAUGAAAGGUUGGAGGAUCUUUGUAAGACACACAAGGAAAAACUGCACCUCUUCUGCAAAGAAGAUGGAGAAUUGGUGUGUUUGUUUUGUGAGCGAUCCCCAGAACAUAAAUCACACACUGUGGUCCUCAAGGAAGAGGCUGCCCAGGAAUACAAGACACUCAUCUGUGGUCGCCUGGAGCAUCUGAGGAAAGAGAGUGAGAAAAUUCUGGCUUAUGCAGCAAAAAUAGGAGAAGAAAGCCACAGCCUGCUUAAAUUAACAGAAACUGAGAGGCAGAAGACCGUGAAGAAGUUCAGACAACUGCAGCAGUUUCUGAAAGAACAAGAAAAGCGUCUGCUGAAUGAAAUAGAAGAGAUGGAGAAGGAGAUAGCAAGAAUAAGGGAUGAGCACCUGGCCACACUCUCCAAGGAACUCUCCUCUCUUGAAAGGAGCAUCCUGGGGUUGGAGGAAAAAAGUCAGCAGCCAGCGAGUGAACUCCUGCAGGUAAGACGGUGGCAGAAACAGCACAAAGUUUCCAUCAGGGUUUCACCACAGUUACCUUUUGCCUCUUUGUCCAGGCUAUGUCCAAGAUGUGAGAAGCACCUUGCAGAGGUGUCAGCAAAGGGAGACAUUUAA